Molecule: messenger RNA, 4707 nt
Organism: Daphnia magna
Lineage: Eukaryota; Metazoa; Arthropoda; Branchiopoda; Diplostraca; Daphniidae
Product: PDZ domain-containing protein 2
Exons: 9
Coding region: 2366-3868 (500 amino acids)
Molecular function (GO): protein binding
Source: RefSeq, a predicted model, not a curated record
UUGGUGGUCAGUUGUUGUGUGACUUGAAGCCGCGUCGGCACGUUUGCGUCCACCUCUUCCAUCAAAUCUAAUGCCGAGUUAACGAGAGGCCCCAUCUCUCGUCACUAGCGAAGGCAAGGCAACUACAGAAACUGAUAUCGUGCAAUCCAGAAAGAAUUUUGAAUAGAUGGACUGAGGGAAGAGAACAUCAUCGCUCUUUGGAACUGAUAAUCAGAUGCAAAAGCAGGCAUCGUAGAAGGCAAUCAGAGCUCGUUUUCGUUUUGUUCUCGAAUCGGACGUGUGUGUGUUGUUGUUUCUAGUUGUUUCAUCUCUCAAAAAACGAGGAAAAAGAUCGAGGGUUUGGGGCUGAAAAUCGACAACGCCUCCUGGACCUUACUCCUCCUUUUCGAUUUUGUUUUUGGUGUUCGGCAGACACCGGUCAUACAAACUAGACAACGUGAUUUGCAUUGCAGAAUCGCCGAUACAUCUUUCCUUCUUUUUGUUAUCCUCUUCUAAAAAAAUCUGGCUAUCAGCAGUCGCCAUCGGAUGGAAUAACAAAAAAAAAAAGUGCUCGUCUGUCGGUCGACAACGCAAAUCUGCGUUUGCGUGUCGUCCUCUUUUGCGCUUUCGUCUUGGUCUCUUUCACAUUAUUACGCAAUGUGCUGCUGCUGUACGUUAUUGUUUAUUGAGGAGAGCUGACGCGCCCUUAAUGAAUACAUCGCCAAAAAUGGGGUUAUGUGAAUGUGUGGCCAUCAGCAGGCCAACCACGAAAAUCAAGAAGCAAUAACAUGUUUACCUUCGUUCACAUCAGAAUUGCCAUUGUGUGUCCCAGUCAACUUGACCUGAAGCUGUGCCUUAGCUUGUGCUAUUCGAUGCAGUGAACCUUGAUUUCGCACUGAACCACAAAACCGAAAAAAAAACCGAAAAACGCAAAGAUGAGGCUCUUCCGGAGACGGGCGGAUGGCCAGCACCAACCGUUGCACGAGACAAACAGCACGGGAGGUCCAGAAGCAGCGGCGCUCUUGAUUUCGAUGGAAUCGACUGGCAGCGGCAGCGGAACUGAUGGUGAUCAGCUGAGUGUCAGCAGCCGGAGCGAAAGAGAAACGCUGGACGACAAAAGUUAUCAAACCGUCAAAGCUCUUCCGGCCAUCGUCGUCAUCAAUUCGCCCAAAGGCAGCACCAAGAAUAAAGGUGGGCCAUCGACAUGGGGCAAGAAGGUCGGUCGCAAGUGGGAACAGAAUAAGAAAGUGGUGAGUCAGCCGUCAGCAAACGUCAGCGAUUCGACUCCUUUGAUGGAUGGACAUCAAGGAGAAGGAGACGGACCGGUGGAACCGGUGCCGACAUGUUCGUCACCAACGGCACUUUUAGCCGAAAAUGCUUCGAGUCAGUCAUGCGAGGGCGUGGCCCCGGCGACGAGCGGCAAGAAAUUGCUGCAGCCACAACAGCAACGAUGCAGACCGGCUGUCGUGGUGCUGAAUAACAAGACGGGCGCCAAGAGACGAGUGAGUCGGGUCGAAUCACUUCGCAACUUGUUUUUGCGCUCGUCGAAACCUUCGACACGUGCCGAUCCGGCUCUGCAACACGCGGCGCACCAAGAGGCCACUCAUCCGCUGAUGCUGGCGCAAUUGUUGGCUGCCACUCCGGACGUGAUUCAAGAAGCGCAAAAGAAAACAAUUUUGAUUCGAGAGAGUAGCAUCAGUGGCACGUCCAGCAACCGUUUAAUGCCGCUGCCUAAUCGCUCCGUCAGUUUGGAGAACGUCUCGGCGUCGAGCGUCAUGGGCCACAUGCAGCCCGAUGUUGCCGGAACGGUCAGCAAGAAGAGCCAUUUUCCUUACUCUUUCAUUCGUUCGCGUCUUCAUCGGCCUCUGUUGUCCUCCAGCUGCGAGGCUGAGGUGGAAACGGCCAGCGCCGACAUCGCCAGUCGCCAUCCGGUUACUUGCUCCAAGUUCGGCACGGAAUUGAACGCCAACACGAACCGCCAGCUGCGACGAUUUGAUUAAAGAAGCAGCGCGUCAGUCCUCUCACCCGGAUCUUCAGCUGGCCUCGAUCCGCUAUCGGAGCGUCGUCAGCGUCAGACACAAUCAGCAGGAAGAAACGUUUAAAUUGGUGCGCAGAAAGCGGAGUUUCUCGUUGGCCGCUUUGCCGCUUUCGGCGGCGGAAGCGACGCAACAAGCGUUCGUCGGCCAACAGCCACCGAUCGGAGGAGAGCGGAUAUGAAAGCGAUUCCACUCGCAAUGGAUACGAGUCGCCGAGACGGACGUCGGCAGACAGUGGCAAGCCUGACCCAGCCAAUAGUAUCCACGUUUCGUUUGUUUCGUCUUUGAAGUCUGCGGAGCAAGAUCCGGAGGCGAAUGGACACCGUUCUCGUCCUACACCGACACCGACGAUGAACCGGUCGAUGGAUCAGAGCGACCGAUUUUCGUUGGACGAGCAUUACGACGCGGUGGAUGGUGCAGCGAGAUUGGGCCAGCCUCCGCAGAGAUGUUGUAAUUGCCGCUGCAACAACAAAAACAACAGCAACAGUCAACAAGCGGACAAUUUGAAACAAUCAAUUGCACGAAAGGAGCCGAGUGUCAUGUUUGGUGUGGCUCAAUUGAGAUCGCUGGAAACGGGUGGAUCACGAAGUCCUAGGCAUUUGCCCGUCAUCGGCGACUCUGCGCUGGCCAGCCGCUAUGCCCGUUCUUCUUCUCUCGAUCGUAAAAAAUGGCUACAGCCUUCUGUGUUGAUGGAAAUCGGCAAUGGAACACUUGGCGAUGCCACGGAUCACGGCAUGAUGGCGUCUUCUCUGCCACCGGGAUACGCCGUCCAGCAAAUAACUCAACAGCCACCACGUCCGUCUUCAUCCUUUGCUUACGCCCCACAAUAUCAUACCCAACAACAACAGCAACAACAACCGCAGCAGCAGCAACAACAACAACAAGCGCAACGCCAAUUCAAAAUGUUGCGACUAGUCAAAGGGGAAACUGGCGAACUGGGCAUUUACAUCAAAAAGAAAUCAAGUCCCGAUUCUGGAUCGGUUGGUUACGUCAUUGCCGGCAUCGAACCAGGAGCUUUAGCACACAGGGAUGGCCGACUGCAAAUCGGCGACGAAAUCAUCAACGUUAACGGCUGUCGAUUGCGAGGCGUCGGACUGCAAGAAGCCCGCGACAUUCUUCAAAAUGCUCCCAGAGAAGUGGAUAUCGUCAUCGCUCGAUGCGCUGGAGAAACGGCGGUGAGCGGCAGGGGUCGUUCAACGACGGACGAGAGCGGGCCGGACACGGCCGACAACAGUCCGUCGCCGACUCCGAUUCCUCGAGUUUCCUCACCUUCUCCGCCUCGUUAUUACGAUGCAAGCGUCCGGUCUUCUCCAGCCUUGGCCUCGAUCCACAAGCUGACGCAAGCUGAUGCGGCGACAGUGCGGAAUAAGACGCCGCAUCAGCGUCGUUCGCGGUCAGCCCACCCGCAACGUAAAUCGAUGGGCCCGCUAAGCGGGACAGCGGAAACGUCGACUCCGGCCCCUACUUCCACGGCGACGUCGGUGGGUGAAAUGGGCUCUAGACGACCCAAAUCGUUGUCGCUCUUCAUCUACACGAUCACCUACGAGAAAGGGGCCGGCAAGAAAAGCUUGGGAUUCAGCGUGGUCGGCGGCCGGGAUUCACCCAAAGGAUCUAUGGGCAUCUACGUCAAAACCAUUUUUCCAAGUGGCCAGGCAGCCGAGGAAGGCACCUUAAGAGAAGGCGAUGAGAUUCUAGCCGUGAACGGUACGCCACUGCAGGGGCUGUCGCACGCCGAGGCCAUCGCUGUUUUCAAGUCUAUUCGAAACGGUCACGUUGUGGUUCACGCAGCGCGCCGGGACACGGCAAAUAGGAGCAAAUCCAAGUCGUGCGACGAACUCGACCGCGUCGAAUGACGUGCCGCCAAAUGGAAAUUUCUAGGAGAGAAAGUGAAGGAGGCCUCGACGCUCGGCUCGGUAACAAUUUUCACGCUCACAAAAUGAAAUGUGUUAUGUUGUUCAGACACUGUACAUAUCUUGUAGUCGUCUAGUCGCUCUGGGAACUAAAGAAAAACGAGAACAAACAAAUAACAAGAGAAUACGUGGCAAUAAAUAAAAAAAAAGACAAAGCAGACACAAGUACACGGUUAGAAAUUAGACGCAGGCGGCUCACCUGUACGAGUGUGCUACAGGUGCACUAUAAUAUUCCAUUAUUUCUCAUUUUAACUCUUAUCGUUUAAUGUCUUCCUUUUCUGUUUGUUGGAAUUGGUUUCGGUUCGCGUCACUGUGAAAUGAAACUCUUGUUACGUUUCAAUGAUCGAGUUUCCGUUAUGAAUACUUUGUUCGUCACUAGACUUGCCCUCCUCCGCAUUAAGUAUAUAUCACUUGUUUUGGUGUUGGGUUUAAUUAAAAGCCCGUCAGGCGUCAAUUAAGAAGAGGUUUGGCUUCCCAUCUAUCAAAGUUUUUUUUUGUUUUCAACUUUCUUUUUAAAAUGUAGUAUUAUAUAUUGGAAAUCCAUAAAAUGCUAUUAAACAUAUUGGACAACGCCCUAUUUUAGAUGGCAAUCGUUCAUAAUGGCUAAUUUAUAACAUGUAACCUGUUAUAUUGAAUCACAAUGUUUUCUUGUUUUUGUUUCCUAUAUGUCCCCCAGUGUUUUGUUAUCCAUUAUUGUUUUUUGUGUGCGUCAUUUGCAUAAGUGGACCUGCAAGAUGAAUGAGAAAUGAACUUACAUUUGAAUAAACCAUCUAUCAAAAAGA